Molecule: messenger RNA, 1711 nt
Organism: Radiomyces spectabilis
Lineage: Eukaryota; Fungi; Mucoromycota; Mucoromycetes; Mucorales; Radiomycetaceae
Product: 6-phosphofructo-2-kinase-domain-containing protein
Exons: 6
Coding region: 177-1631 (484 amino acids)
Biological process (GO): fructose 2,6-bisphosphate metabolic process; fructose metabolic process
Cellular component (GO): cytosol
Molecular function (GO): fructose-2,6-bisphosphate 2-phosphatase activity; ATP binding; 6-phosphofructo-2-kinase activity
Source: RefSeq, a predicted model, not a curated record
UGGCUACGCCCAUCGCUGCCAAUGGCACUAUUACCAUGACAGAUUUACGUAUUUGCUGUGUGGUAUGUAUUUAUGCCGCCUGUCAUUUUUUUCUUGGUGAUAUAUUAUCUCCUCAACCCGAAAAUGUCGAUGGGAAUGGAGCGGUAUAGAAAAUGAAGGCUCACUCACUUGUGUAGAUGGUAGGGUUGCCUGCUAGAGGCAAAACCUAUAUUUCGCAGAAAGUGUGUCGCUAUUUGACAUGGCUCGGGAUCAAGACCAAGGUGUUUAACGUUGGAAAUUAUCGACGUUUGCUUCACGGUGCCCAUCAGCAGCAUACAUUUUUUGAUCCACACAAUCCUCAAGGAAAAGAACAGCGUCGGCAGGCCGCCCAGGAAGCGUUGACGGAUCUCAUUCGAUGGUUCCAUGAAGAGAACGGCAUGGUCGGUAUUUACGAUGCGACCAAUAGUACUUUGGAACGGCGCCAAUGGCUGUAUGAAGAAUUGACAAAGGAGGAUGUGCAAGUGUUCUUUAUCGAAUCCAUUUGCCAAGAUGAAUCCAUCAUUCUCGCGAAUAUUAAAGACGUCAAAUUAUCAUCACCUGAUUAUGCGGACGUCGAUCCCGAAGAAGCAGCCAACGAUUUCAUGGCACGCAUCGACCAUUACAAAGAACAGUAUCAAACCAUCACUGAAACUGACUACAGCUACAUCAAACUGAUCAACGUCGGAAGCCAAGUCAUUAUCAAUCUCGUCAAAGGAUAUCUGGAAUCUCGCAUUGUAUAUUAUCUCAUGAAUUUACACGUCGCCCCACGUAAAAUUUACAUGAGUCGGCACGGUGAGUCGGCUUUUAAUUUGGAAGGCAAAAUUGGAGGGGAUUCGGUGUUAUCACCACGAGGACGUCUUUACGCUCAAAAGUUACCGGGGCUGAUCAACGAGCAUCUUGGCGACAAGGACCUGAUCGUGUGGACUUCCUCCAUGAAACGCACCAUUGAAACCAGUGAACGGCUUCCAUACCCCAAAAUGCAAAGAAAGGCUCUCGAUGAAUUGGAUGCCGGGGUCUGUGACGGAAUGACCUAUGAGGAAAUCGAGGAAAAGUAUCCCGAAGAUUUUGCGAAUCGUGACGAGGACAAGUUUAAUUACCGUUACCGAGGUGGCGAGUCGUACCGAGACGUGGUGUUAAGAUUGGAACCUGUGAUCAUGGAUUUGGAGCGACAGGGCAACAUUUUGAUUAUUGGUCAUCAGGCCAUUCUUCGUUGUAUUUACGCUUACUUCAUGGAUUAUAAUCACGAGGAUCUGCCUUACAUCAAAAUCCCGCUGCACACCGUGAUUGAACUCACACCAAAAGCUUACGGGUGUGAAGAGAAACGAUACAAAGUGGACAUUGAUGCCGUCGAUACCCAUCGUCCCAAGCCGGUUCACUCCAACUCUUUGCGUAAAAAUAAAUCGAGUGACCAUUUGCAGGUCAAGACCAGCACGGCCGGAGCAAGCGGCGAAAUUGUCAAUGACUCGGCCACACCCAUCCUUCCCAUCAGUCCUCAGCUCUUCCCUCGACCACGCCAUCCACCGACCUCUCCCCACGCCAACGGUUCCCACGGUCUGGACAACGAUAUGGCCACCCUCGAUCUAGGUGCAGCAGCCAUUCGCCCCGACCAAUAAACUAUUUUGAUUUUUGAAUGAAUUGUGCGCUUGUGUGUCCGUGUGUGUGCGUGUGCGUAUGUGCACUGUGAAAUAUUGGG